GAGUCUAUUACUGUACAAACUAGUCUCCUUGUUUUCCUAUACGAAGACCAAGAUCAAAACCAGACAGUCACGAAGAUGAAAACGCUUCUUCAUUUGGUUUCUGUAAUCUACCUGGUUUCUGUGGUGCUGGGUAUCCAUGGACCUGUUGUAUACGGGCGGUUACUAUUAGUGAAGGAUAAACCCGACCCGGAAAAUGCUGCUGCCACUGCUCGUUGGCUGGUCUCCCAGAAUUCCUGGGGUGUCUUGAAUACCAUCUCAGGUGAAUUGGGAGGAGCACCAUUUGGGAAUGUGGUAUCAUUUAGUGAUGGGGAACCUGGAAAAGGAAGUGGUAUCCCUUACUUCUACUUGACAACUCUUGAUCCGACUGCAAGAAAUGCACUGAAAGACCAAAGGGCUUCUUUGACAAUUAGUGAGCAUCCUAUUGGAACCUGUGGCAAAGUUGACCCUGAAAACCCCACCUGUGCAAAGAUUACACUUACAGGAAAGUUGAAGAUUGCUAAUGAAGGGCCCAAAGAACAAGAAAUUGCUAGAAAGGCCUUGUUCUCAAAGCAUCCAGAGAUGAAAGAUUGGCCCAAGGGUCACAACUUCAAGUUCUUCAAGUUAGACAUCGAGGAUAUCUUUUUGAUUGAUUGGUUUGGGGGUCCAAAACCUCUCACAGUGGACCAAUACCUUCAAGCCAAAUUGACAGAACCUGCCUUCAUUCUGUGAUUAAUCAUCCGACUGUGGUUCCGCUUGAAUGUGCCUGGUUAUUAGUUGGAAUUCCAUUUGAAUUGUGUACAGUGAUUCUGUGUAAAUGAAAAGAGACAAUUGUAUAUAAUCAUGUAUUUCUGUAAAUUGUCACACAAAUGUGCCAUCCUAUUAUCUGAUAGAAUAACAGGAGAGAAUAAUUUAUUUGUACAAUGGAGCCCAAUUUCCUGUGUUGUAAACUGAAAAAGGUGAUACAAUGCAAGUUGAGAAGCUCUUGGUUUGUGUUUGAUUCAUACAUUCACCUGUAUGUAUUUUCAGAGA
Messenger RNA from Rosa chinensis, 1008 nucleotides. RefSeq names its product protein CREG1. Bases 76 to 708 code for a protein of 210 amino acids. NCBI's taxonomy places the organism in Eukaryota, Viridiplantae, Streptophyta, Magnoliopsida, Rosales, Rosaceae. The transcript is spliced from 6 exons. The record is from RefSeq and is a predicted model, not a curated record.